Molecule: messenger RNA, 324 nt
Organism: Bombyx mandarina (wild silkworm)
Lineage: Eukaryota; Metazoa; Arthropoda; Insecta; Lepidoptera; Bombycidae
Source: RefSeq, a predicted model, not a curated record
AGCGUCUAGAGAGGAAGUUGGUAUAAACUACGCAGCUAUGGCUUCGAAGAAUCUGUUUGUAUUGUUUUUAAUAUUCGCUUUGUUCGCUACGAAUGUAGCAGGUCAAGAAUGUCCGGAAAACACUGAGGUCGUUGACUUCCCCUGCCCAAGAACGUGCGAUGAUCCAUAUGGCGAAAACACUUGCAUAACAGGAAUACAAGGAAGGUGCCAUUGUAAAGGCGCACUCGUUUUCAAUUCGGACAAUGUCUGUGUCCCUAUAUUCGAAUGUUAAUUAAAUAAAUAAAUAAAUAAAUAUUUACUAACAAUCACGCCACGUUAACUGGU